AUGUCCCCAAGCAUUGAGUACCUUCAACAGACUGAUGACAAAGACUUAGAUGGGACAGUCACAUUUUCUGAAGGAAUUAUAACAUUUGCACAAUCUUUCUAUGUUCAUGCCAGUACUUUGGCUCUCGCACACAUCCCAAAAACACACAAACUAAGAGAGACUGUUGACUAUAAUACUGGUCCUAUACGGGUGAGGGAAAUCAAUAUGUCUGAGGCAGCUGUCAAUAUUCAGUCUAACGUCUCUACAUUAUUGAUCACUGGAUUUGGCCAAAUGGGCAACCUGAAAUAUGUGUAUUUUGCUUUAGCCCUUUUUGCAUUCAUUCUUACAAUUUAUGUCAAUGUAGGAUUGAUUGUAGUCAUCUGGUUAAAAGAAAGCCUGCACCAGCCCAUGUACAUCUUUCUAUGUCAUUUGUCUCUCAAUGGCCUAUAUGGGAGUAUAGCCCUGUAUCCCAAAUUGCUGCAUGACUUCCUCUCUGAAGUGCAAGCCAUAACUCGCAUUGGCUGUCUUGCACAGCUGUACUGCAUCCACACCUAUGCUGCAUUAGAAUGCACCAUACUGACAGUGAUGGCGAUUGACAGAUUCUUGUCAAUCUGCAGACCCCUGCAGUACCACAGCAUCAUGACAUCAUUAGCAGUGUCCAGCUUACUUAUUUUUACCUGGGUAUUUCCUCUUUGUGUAUUUGGUGUAACCGUAGCCCUAACCUCUCGCCUUCCUUUGUGUGGAUAUAUUAUAGAGAAAGUUUACUGUGAUAACUGGUCUUUAAGUCGACUGUCAUGUGUCAGCACCACAACGGAAAGCAUGUACAUGGUGUUUGUUACAGUCAUCUUUCCUGGGAUGCCUUUCCUCAUUGUAAUCAUUUCAUAUCAACAGAUUCUCCAGGCUUGUUUGAAGGCUUCCCCUAAAGUCAAAGGCAAAGCAUUUAAUACCUGUGCCCCUCACAUCAUUACAUUUGUCAACUACUGUGUGAAUUUGCUUUUUGAAAUUAUCAGCCUGAGGCUAGGUGACAAAAAUCUUCCAUCUGCCCUAUGCAGCUUCAUGUCUCUGCAACUUUUCAUAGUGCCUCCUUUGCUCAAUCCCAUUGUUUAUACAAUUAGGCUAACAGAGAUUAGAAGUGCCGUGGUCGAAGUAAUUCAAAGGACAAGGCUCAUCAUAUGUCUUCACUCACCUUAG
Messenger RNA from Polypterus senegalus (gray bichir), 1170 nucleotides. Its product is annotated as olfactory receptor 2G3-like. Gene Ontology annotation, biological process: G protein-coupled receptor signaling pathway. Gene Ontology annotation, molecular function: G protein-coupled receptor activity; olfactory receptor activity. Lineage: Eukaryota; Metazoa; Chordata; Cladistia; Polypteriformes; Polypteridae. The coding region runs from base 1 to 1170 and encodes 389 amino acids. The record is from RefSeq and is a predicted model, not a curated record. Gene Ontology annotation, cellular component: membrane. The transcript has 3 exons.